AUGCGCCUCGAACUCGGGGAGCUCUUUGGCCUGGCAAUUUCUUGGAAGGCUGAGCUGAUGGCCUUGGAAAUGCGUCUGGGACAACAGGAGAUUGCAGGCCGGGCGGCGCAGAAAGAUGAGAUGGAAGGUCUUUUGCUCCAGUGCUCGGCUCAACUUGAUGCCUUGCGGACGGAUGUGGCAGCAGUGCAAGCAGGCUUGGUUCAAGCUUGCACAGAUCAGCAGGAAUUUGCUUGCCAUGUGCAAGACACCUACCUGCACAAGAAGGAGUACAAUGAAGAGAGUACUGCCUUGCGAAAAGGCCUUGAGUUACGCGAGGUGCACAAUCAGGAGAUGCAGGCGGCGCUCGAGGUGCUGCAGCUCCAUUCCAAAGAGAUACUACGGGAGUUGCAGUCUCAACGAUCGCAGGUCGAGAAACAAGAGAUUCUCAUCAAGGUGCAAGAGGAUGGCUCUCAGAGCUUUCGAUCCGACUUGGCGGCCUUGGAGCAUCGAAUCUGGGAGGAAUUCGCGCCCAAAACAUCAGUUGCGCAGGUCUUCGCGACGGCCUCGGAAGCUCACACUAAGUUGGACUUUGCCAUGAUGGAUCGUGCUACAAUCCGGCAGCGUAUGGAGGAGGAGCUGAAUGUUUUAAAGAAGACCCUGUACCGUCAGCAGUCGACUUUUAAAGAGCUGGACGAUGCGGUCUCAAGUGUAAAUCAACAAGAUCAGGAGUUGCUGAAGUUCUGUAAGCUUUUGGAGCAAGAGCAGGCAAAGCUCAAGGAGCUUGGGAAACGAGUGCAGCAGCAAGAGGAGCGCUUCGAAGAGUUCCAGUCCCAGCGCCAACAGGAUCGCCGAGUUACAGAGGAAUUGCAUGGGCGGGUGCUGCAGCAUAUCGAUGCCUGGGCCUUGCCAAAGCCCAACAUGGGCAGGUCUCAGUUGAUGAUCCCCUGGACGAAGAUCGGCUACGGGGAGAAAAGUUUGCGAGGCCUAGAACCCUAUGGGAAGGCCCUUGCAGCCGCGCAGGCGGCCGAGGUUGCUGCGAGGCGAUGGCAAAUCGAAUUUGUUUCAGAGGAAAUCGCCGAGGCAGAGCAGCUGAGUCGAGGCGCCUCGGCCUUAGGCUGCGACUUAGGCAUCGGUGAAAACCGCUGGAGACCGCUCGUUGCCGUUCGGUCUUUGUCAGUGGCACCGGAGCCAUUGGUUCGAUCUCGCACGCUGCUGCGCUGCUCCCUGCCUUUGAGGAAGGCGGCACCGAUGACUGAGGAGAAGGAUGCCAAUGGCGGCGCUUGGAGUAGGGUCCCAACUUGGGACGGCAGUCCACAGACGUGGAGGUCUUUUCGGAAGGACAUGAGCUGGUGGCUGGCUGGGCUUGACAUCGAGAGCACCAAGAAGUACAACCUGGCAGCCAGAUGGCUUCUUCGCCAGAGCGGCAUGGUCCGCCAACGAGGCGAGGAGUUCGACCCGGCCGAGCUCGAGUACCAGCGUGAGGUCAGGGUUCCUGACCCCACCACCGGAGAUGACACGGUGGUGACACCAGAAGAUCCCCUGAGCGGGAUAAAGAAACUCCUUGCGGCCUUGGAAACCAUGACUGGUCGCACUUCGCUGGACAAGCGGGGUGAACUACGACAGGUGUUCUACCUGGAGCUGCGUCGCCGUUCCGGCGAGAGGAUCUCAGAGUUUGCAAUUCGGUUCAGGACUUUGGUGUCAGAGCUCAAAGCUGAGGGUGUGGUGAUCGCUGAUGGUGAGCUUGGAUGGUGGUUCAAGCACAAACUAGGGCUAGACGCCCUGAGGUCCCAGCUUCUGGAGACGGCCUUGGCCGGUGCUGAAGACUACCCCACCAUAGAGCGAGAAGUUCUUCGGUUGUUCAAGGACUUGCAUGUGGCCGACCCUUUGCGCAAGAAGGCCAAUGACCAGGACAACCGAGCACCCCUGUUGAAUAGGUUCCUGAGCCAACAGAGCACAGCAAGCAGACCUUCAUCGUAUGCGCCCUCUAUGGCUAGUUCAGCACCUCGUUCGUUCCGUUCCGGAACGUCUUCGUCUUCGUCUGGUCGCUUUACCGCCUACCGGAGGCCACAACCGGCCAAGCAGGCCAUGGUCUCAGAGGUUGAGGAGGAGCCAGAGGACCUUGUUGAAGAAGCACAUGAGGCCGAUGACACUGGCCCCCAGAGCUUAGAGGAGGUCAUGACGACUGAAGCUGAGGUGUUGGCCGCUGAGUUGGAAGAGGCUGCAGCUCAAGGACUCGAUGAAGAGACGCUCCAUGAAGUUGAGGAGAGCGUGGAAGCUGCUGCUGAAGCCUUCCUGACGAUGCGGGAGGCAAGAUCGAAGCUCCAGGAAGUUCGCAAAGACAGAGGCUAUGGAAAGCCUUCUUCUCCAUCCGCAAACGCACCAGCGGCUUCGAAGGUUUCGCUCAAGAAGCAGUCUGACAAGCAUCCUUGCUUUGAUUGCGGGCUCCCUGGGCAUUGGGCUGGAGAUCCGGAAUGCCAGAAACCCGGCCAACAACUGGGCCGGAAGAAGGGCAAACAACCUCAGAAACAAGUGAAGGUCACUGAGGCCCUGAACACAGAGCAUGGCGAGCCGGAGGCUGGCCAUGAGGUGAUGGUGGCAAACCGGCUACACUCCAACGACCUGUCGGAGGAUUUUUCACUUGCCUUCGACAUGUCUCACCGACCCAAAGAGGUGAACGUCGUUGGUGGCCUCUCCCGAGACAAAAGAUUGGUUGGGGCACUGGACAGCGCCUGCAACAGAACCUGCACCGGCCCUGAAUGGCUCUCCUCGUUUUUGACUUGUUUGAGGGCAUCGGCGCCCCAAGCCAUUGUGGAUUUGGUGAAGGUGGAGGAUGAGAAGGAAACCUUCAGGUCACUACUCAGUGGGCCUCAUCCCGGAGAGAUGGCCAGGCCCUACUUGCGCUAUCUGCCAUUGCCGUAUCCCUCAACGGCAUCUGUGGAGCGCUGGGAAGCCCAAGGCCGUGUCCUGUGCAUGGACAAGGUCAUGGCAAAGCGCCACUUCGACAAGGCCGUGAAGAGCAAUGGGUUCAACUACGAGAACCUGCGGGAGAUGAUCCAUCUCCGCAACCGACUGGGGCUCGAGGUAGCCUUUUGCGAAGACCCCGUGGUCCACGGGUUCAAGAUGGCGAAGGUUCCAGACCACUUUGGACCACAUGGCGUUGGACUGCCUUUGCAUGUGACGGAGCUCAGUUCCGUGAUGACGGAGCCCAGCUUGAUGACCGACGAGGAGAUGGUCGAGGCGAACGAGAGUCGCCAAAACCGAGAGCUGAUGGAGGAUGCGGCACGAGGAGAUGGAAUCAGUGCUGGACCCUUGAACCAGUACUUGAUCCACCAGCAGCUCAAGAAAGGGCAAGCUCAAUUGAUUGCUCAGGCAUGGAAUCGGCAUGCGGCCGACCGCAUUCGUGUUUCCCACAAACCUCGCAAGAUCCGCCAAGUGCUCGAGGCUGAGUACUACAAGGAGCUUGAUGGCUAUAUGCACGACGAGACCUUUGUCCAAACGAUUGAUCUGAUGCCUGUCUUCAAUGAAGUUCAUGCGAAUGAGCACAACUCAAAGAACCUCAAAGCUUUUGCCAAGGAGAAGCCCCUGGUCACGGAGGUCUACACGAGUGCUCAGAAUGUCAUGAAGGAGGCUGUUCGACGAGCUGAUGGUGAGCCUGUCGGUGAUGAGGCGGAGGUCAAACCGGAGGUGGAGUUGUCGGAUGAUGAGGAGAUCGACCCCUCGGAGCAGAGCAUGGACCUAGGUGAUCAAGUACACCUGGACCUGUUAGAGGCUGAGGAUGCCACGGAGCGCAAGUACUUCAUAGCUCAUUGCACAGAUUUUGCCACUCGUUUCCAAGCUGCUCAGAUCCUCCCGGACAAGUCAACUGAAUCGGUGGUGCGCUUCAUGGCCACCAAGUGGUUACCAACGUUUGGAGCCCCACGUGUACUUGUGUGCGAUCAGGGCCGUGAAGUUAUCUCUUGGGAGAUGGAGGAGUGGACGAGUUCUGUUUCGACCUUGUUGCACCAUAUUGCUGUACAGGCCCCAUGGCAAAACGGCCUGGCGGAACGUUCUGGAGGCAUACUGAAGACACUGCUGGCGGCCAUCGUGGCCGCGAAAUCGGUGGUGACGGAAGCCGAAAUGGAAAUGGCCUUAGCAGAGGUGGCCCGAGUGGCCAUGAUGCGGCUACACUUCAGCCGUGGGAUGAGGAGAGCCGAACUUGCCAGGUCCAGAAAUUCGACGUUUGAAGCUUUACCUGAACCAGGCAGCGUUUGCUACUUCUACAGGCCGCUUCGUUUCAACACCAAGAACUCAGCCAGUCGAAAGCGCUUGAGCCUGAAGAGGUGGCAUGGACCUGCUCUUCUGGUGGCUUGUGAAGGGAAUGCUUCGGCCUUCUUGUCGUACAAGGGCCAACUGACCAAGUGUGCUCUUGAGAAUGUGAGAAAGGCCUCGAUCAUGGAGCAAAUCGCUGCAGGCACUUGGCGUGAAGCGAUAGAAGAAGCUGUCGAGGCGGCCAAGCAUGAACUACCCCUUCCGCAAGCUGGAGACGCACUCUUAGAGAAAUCAGGUCCGGAGGGUUCCCCUCUGAAUGGUGACGGCGGUGAAGAUGUUGUCAACCCGGCCACUCCGGCCUUCUUGCCCUCUUCCGCGGCAGUGAUGAACGCCGAAGAGAACCUGCCUUUGAAUGGCGAUGACCUACCACCAAUUCAACCAAAGGAGUUGUUGCCGAUGAUGGUUCCCUCAACACCUCCAGUUCCUUCCCAGGAGUUCCGGUGGCGCCAGAUGUCUGCCGCUGAGAAGACAGCCUUCACUGAGGCCGCUCAGCAAGCCUGGGCUGUUUGGGAGGAGAAUGAUGCCAUUGAAGUUCUGUCCCCAGAGGAGUCAGCCAUGGCUCGAGCUCGAGUGAUCGUGCCCGGGUACAAAGACAUUUUUGCUUUUGGUUUGAGAAAGGAUGCACCUACGGGCUCGCGCAUCUCCCAACACUUCCUCUUUGUUUUCACCGCCAGCAAUGCGAAGAAGUUCAAGGAUGAGAAUUUGUGCUGGCGGCUCAUGAGUGCAGAUGUCAAGUCGGCCUUUUUGAAGGGCGACGCCUAUAUGGAGGGCAGCCGUGAGCUGUUUUUGGAGAAUGUCCGUGGUGAUGAGCCCAAGCUUCCUUUUGGCAAUCAACUGGCAAAGAUUCGGAAAGGAGUCUUCGGCCUUGCAGACGCACCCAGACAAUGGAUGCGGCCCAAUGGUGAGGAUGGGGGACAUCAAAUUAUGAUGACGGUGAUGACGGUGAUUCCUCAGCGCUGGCGGCUCCGCAACCACUUUUUUCCCAAAGGAUGGGGCAUUAUGACCAGACCACGGUAG
Molecule: messenger RNA, 5304 nt
Organism: Durusdinium trenchii
Lineage: Eukaryota; Dinophyceae; Suessiales; Symbiodiniaceae
Source: the annotation of a GenBank genome assembly